This is a messenger RNA of Uloborus diversus, 3894 nucleotides long. RefSeq lists its product as uncharacterized. Gene Ontology annotation, molecular function: protein binding. NCBI's taxonomy places the organism in Eukaryota, Metazoa, Arthropoda, Arachnida, Araneae, Uloboridae. The record is from RefSeq and is a predicted model, not a curated record. The transcript has 23 exons. The annotation marks the transcript as partial.
GGACAUUUUCAACAGCAGCUGGAAAUGCUGUCCAACCGAAAUCGGUUUCUGAACGACGAGAUCGGCAAGCUGUCCAGAAUGCUGCAGCAAGAGCAGUUCCGCAGCCACAGCAAGCAACUGCAUCUGCACGAACUAGGUGGAGAAGUGGACCAGCUGAAACGGGACUACGUGUUCCUGUUGCAGUCUUGCAUACGGAUAACGUGCACGGAGGGACCAGAAACCACGGAGCUCUACAUGUACGGAGAAAAGAGGCACAAGCAGCGUGUGUUCGCACUUCUGGAAGAAGCAAGGAAAGUGGACCCUUCGCUCCCCAGUCUUGAGGGGAUGACUAACUCCCUGUGUCACGUUGAUUCCUUGGGUUUCAAACAUUUGUUCGUGGACAAGCAUCUGAUCCUACACUACGUGUGCCGCCAGCUACACAGGCACUACUCCACUCAAUUGCGGCAACACGAGCGACAUGUCGCAGCCUGGCGUCGUUAUCUGAAGAAGCAUCCAGACAACGCCUUGCGCAGUACGCCCGAGUUGAAAAGUUUGGUGCGUAAAGGGGUGCCAGAGAAUUUAAGAUGUCGGGUAUGGAGUGCCCUCUAUCGGCCCAAAGUCAGAGACUUGCGGGAAGCGAAAGGAGCAGAGUACUUCCAGAAUCUGUGCGACAGGGGAGCGGAAGCUGAGUUACCCGAAAGCCACAAGCGCCAAAUCUCACUUGAUCUGCUGAGAACGAUGCCCAAUAACGUCAAUUUCUGUGACAGAAGUGCAGAAGGGGUAAUGCAAAUGGAACGAGUGUUGACCGCUUUUUGUCUGCACAACCCUCAGCUAGGCUAUUGCCAAGGAAUGAACUUUUUGGUCGGGAUGAUGUUGCUGUUCGUUGGACCCGAAGAUGCCUUCUGGUGUCUGGUGGCAAUCGUAGAGCGGUACUUCCCUUCGUGUUACUUCGACCAGGGCCUGGUGGGUGCCCAGGCCGACCAGGAACUGCUCAAGGAGCUUCUGAGAGAAAAACUGCCCGCCGUGUCCGCCCACUUGGCUGCCCUCGACAUUGAGCUCAGCACAGUCACUCUCAACUGGUUUCUCUCCGUCUUCAUCGAUGCCCUCCCCAUAGAGACGCUGUUGCGGAUUUGGGACUGCUUCCUGCUGGAGGGUCCGAAGGUGCUGUUCCGCUUCAGUUUGGGCAUACUAAAGUUGCAAGAAGAAGCCAUCCUUGCUAGGCACGAUACCGUCUCCAUCAUGCGCCAACUUAAGGCAGCUGCUAAGCUCUGCUUCGACGUAGACGGGCUUGUUUCGGCGGCAUUCGAAGAGUUGGAGCCUUUCCCCCGUCGUGAGGCGCUGUGGUCGCGCAGAGAGUCCUUCCGGAAAGUGCUGACGGAACGGGCCAGGAAAAAGGAAAGAGAGUUGCAGGCCCUCAGGGAGAGGGAGAGAAUGAUGGCGCAAGUGGAGCUGGAGGGUCCACACAAUCAUCUAAUUGAAUGUGCAGCAGUUUGGGGCAAAGACAAAGUAUGGGUAUGCCACGGGCACCACCAUGGUUCUCGGGUUUCUAUGAUCCACUGCCAAGAAAACAUCAUGUACAGACUACGCAUCGAGUUUGAGUCACGUGUGAUGUGUAUGCAUGCGCCGAAUGACGACACUAUGCUUUUUGGCACCUAUUCAAAGUUCGUCCACGCCUAUCACACCAUAUCGAGGAAGAAAAUGUGGGAAAUCUGUCUGAACGCAUGUGUGCUAAGCCUGUGCUCACACCAGAGGGACGGUGUCAAACAGGUGUUUGCUGGCCUAGCAGAUGGAACGUUAGCCGUUGUUGAGAACGUGCAGGGUCGUCUUCCCAAACCGGAAGUCUUCUAUGUGGUGAUUGGCUCCAAUCCGGUCACGUGUCUCCAGCUGGUAGGUAGAAGGCUGUGGUGCGCAUGUGGGCCUUCUGUCAUUAUCCUCAGCGCCAGGACCCUAGACCUUCUGGACCAGUUCCAGACGUCCUCUAAUGGCCUGGACUACGUGUACAGGAUGGUAAGCGGGGAGCAAGGGGUCUGGAUCAGUCUAAGGGGCUCGUCCGUCUUGCAGCUCUGGGAUCCCCACAGUCUCACCUGCAGACUCUUGUACGAUGUCCGGGAUAACUACGGUACCAGGGCACCCAAAGUGGACGAAGCGUACACCAAUCAUGCCAGAAUCACUUGCGUACUUCCACUGGAUGCAACUUGCCUGGUGGGCACAGCAGACGGAACCUUGCUGGUGUACGAGGCCGUGGCCAGAAAGUCACCCUCACCCUCCAACCCUUCUUCGCCCAGGCCCAACCCGGAAGCCUCUGGCCACGCUCGUCAGAUUCAAGAAAGACUACAGAAAUUACUCAUUGAACAACAACUCUUGGAAGGCGAUGGUGAUUCCAAAACGAGCCGCGGGGAAAGCCCCAACCUCACUCCUAGUAGCAACGUCAGCAGACGAGAAAGCAGUGCCUCUUCCAAGGAGUCAGGUUCAGAUCAAGGUGGAGAGGAUGAAGAAGGGGUGGGGCACAGAAGAGCAAUGCCCCUCCAAGUACCAGAAGCGGAACGAAGCCCACGCUUGUACACGAGAACAUUGAGAAAAACAUCUUUCGUGAUCGCCACGCCCAUUGUCGAAGAGAAAUCCACUAAGGAAGAAGAAGAAGAGGAGGAGGAGCUAAAAUCACAAGACAUCCAAAAUUUUGAAGCGAAAACGGAAGUAUCUACAGCAGAGGCAGAAAAGCAGGUAAAUUUCGUUUUCCAAGCGGCGACAUCACUAGAAAAAUCUAGUACUCAGUCGUUUGACCAGUCUACGAAGGACAGUGAGGAAGAUUCUUUCAUCAGCAACCAGAGCCGGAAGAACUCAGAGCCCCAAGAAUUCCGUCGCUUUUGCCACGUGGACGCUGGCGACUUGGUGUCAUCGGAGGGUGGAGACAAAGUUGUCUCGGCCUUGGAAUUCCAAGGGGCGGGGCUCAAAGGUUCCAAGAAGCGCUACCAAUCUCUGAGUGCAGAAGACAUUCCUACCUGGGUCGCUCAAGAGAAACCGCAACCAGUCAUCUCUGCAAGAGGGGACGUGACCUUCGAGUACAAGAGUCGUCUCCCGUCCAUCAAGGCGUUUAUCCGGAGGGAAGCAAACGAGUUGGCUACUUUCCUGAAGGGCCAGCAAGAAGGGGAAGAAGAGAAACCAGAGGAAGUGCCCGUUUCGAAAGGGCGUAAUUGUCCCCUCUUCAGCAUCCGCCCUCCCACAUUGGAUCUAGCAGAGCAUCCUAUCGUUCACCGACGACCCGAGGAGGAAAAAGAGGACGAUGGAAUAGUUGUCACAGAGGGUUUCGUUCCCGAAGACGUCCCUAAAGCACCCUGCCCAGAUUCUCGUCGCUCUUCGGGCGUUCCGGAGGGUGGGUCCACGACAGAGCUCCUUCCUUCUUACCUGGAUGAAGACUUCUUGAGUACCGCCCAGUUUAAUGACCUUCUGCAGCUGCAAGACUGGACUCGUACAUCCCGAAAGGGAUCUGACACCGCCAGCAACGUCAGCUUCGGUUCAGCGGAAAUGCCCUUUGCCUACGAACUACACCUGAAGGAAAUGAUAAAAAUAUCGGACAAACCAAUCAGGAGCCUCCUGCAAGCUAGCUGCGAAGACGAGACAGUUGUCAUCAGCUGCGCCGGUUACUAUGGUGACGACGAAGCCGUUCUUAAGUGGAUAAGAGAAGGAGAAGAGCGUCUGUGGACAAAUGAUCCAAUUGUGGAGGUCUGCCCUUUUACUCAUGCCAUGAAACCUUCCCCUUACGCCCGAUCUCGUCUUCCUCGUCGAGCUUCCAUUGCCACCAGCGCCCUCUGCGCCCCUCCUGGUGACACGGACCCGUUCUCUAUGGGGGCCCACAUCGAAAGUGGACUGGCCCGGGUGCAAAAUCUGCUGGCCAGAGUCAGCGAGAGGACCACAUGA